UUCGCACUUUUUUUCCCAAACGUAGUCUCACCUUCAAAUUCCCUCCACUUCACUCCCUCCUCUCUCUCUCUCUCUCAGUCUUCCAUGGAUCCUUUGUCAGCGCUGCGAGACUACACCAUUCGAGGAGACUUAGACAAAAUCCACCGAGUCGGAGACGAAUUCCGAUUCUCAACUCACUACUCUUUCCCCUGUAAAUCCGAAACUGCUUAUCGUUCUAAGCAAGGUAAUCUCUACACUCUCGAAACCCUAGUUUUCUUCAUAAAAAAUCGCCAUAUCAAGCAACCUGAGUACAUAAAAAAUUCCACCAAUCAAGGGAUUCCUCCUGUCACCUACGUCGAUCGGAAACCUCUGCUUGAUUAUCUUGAAGGCCGGGUUUCGUCGUCUGAAGCUAUUGAAUUUGUUCUUCCGACUGCUACCGAUGUCGAGGAGUAUCGGCCCGAUGAUCCCCAGUUCUUUUCCUCGCUUCCGAACAAUAAUGGGGUGAGUAAUUUGGGAAUUGAGGAUGAUUCUGAAAUUAGGGUUUCGGAGGAAGGGGGUGGGGGUGGUGGUGAGGGUGUUGAUUUGAUGGGGUUGAUUAGGGCGAGUGAGAAGCCGCUUCGGGAUCGAAACGCUGUGUUGCAGGUUCGUAACCGCGAUUUUUAUGGAAUUUAUGUUGGGGCGUUGAGGAGGGAGCAGGAAAAGCCACAGCAGAGGAAGGAGGCGAAUGUGGGUGGGAAUAAAGGGCGGCCUUUAGGUGGGGAGAAGGAUGAAGGGUUUCAUUCGGGGCCGAAAGCGAAGAUGCUUAAAGGUGGGGGUAAGAUUGGAGAAGGGGUGCCAAUUAUUUUGGUGCCUAGUGCUUCUACUACUUUGAUUACUAUUUAUAAUGUGAAGGAGUUUUUGGAGGAUGGUGUUUUUAUACCUACUGAUGUUAAGUUGAAGCAGAUGAAGGGGCCGAAGCCUGAAUGUGUGACGGUUCAGAAGAAGUUUAGUAGGGAUAAGGAUAAGGUCAUGACUGCUUAUGAGGUUAGGGAUAAACCCUCAACUUUGAAGGCCGAUGAUUGGGACCGUGUUGUGGCAGUUUUUGUGCUUGGGAAAGAAUGGCAGUUCAAAGAUUGGCCCUUCAAAGACCAUGUUGAGAUAUUUAAUAAGAUCAUUGGUUUCUACAUGCGAUUUGAGGAUGAUAGUAUAGAAUCUGCAAAGGUUGUGAAACAAUGGAAUGUAAAAAUAAUCUCGAUCAGCAAAAACAAACGACAUCAGGAUAGGGCAGCAGCUCUUGAAGUAUGGGGCAAGUUAGAAGAAUUUGUAGCACGAUCACGCUCUUGAGGCUAUCUUAUAUGAAAAUUCUUGAGGCUGCUUGACAGCAUUUGUUAGAUCCUUGUGGUUAGAGAGGAUGGCAUUUGGAGAUUGGUGGGAAUGGUGGAUCAGAGGUUACUUGCCUCAGGCUUUCUUUUUAGGGUAGGUGAGUGGUGCACCUGUGCGGUGAUUUCCUCAUGACAGGGGUUGCGGCAGGGGAACUUUCUGUCUUUUUCUUUUUGCCAUUGUAGCUGAAGUGCUGGAUAAAUUGUUUUAAGCGGGGAGUGUCUUGAGGACUAAUGGAAGAUUUUAGGUGGGAAGAAGAAAGUCCAGGUGUCCCAUUUUCAGUGGUAAUGUUUUGUUUUAGCUGCAGAUAUAGAAAGUUUAUGAAGAGGGUGCUCACAAUUUUGCAGAUCAUCAAGUUGAUUUCAGGGUUAAAGAUAAACUAUUCUUAGUUUGUCCUAGCUAUUCUGGAGUUUGCUGCUUUACUGUGGUGUGAAAUCCAGACUUAAUCAGUUAUUUGGUGUGCCUCUUGGAAGCAAUCCUUUUUUGAAGGCUUUCGGGAACCUUUGGAUACAAAAAUUAUAAUAGUAUUGGAUGUUUUUAAAGGUUUUCGGAGAGAGACCUUCCUUGAGGAAAUAGCCUGCUUUGCAUUUCUCUUUACUAGCUCUCACCUUUUAAGAAUUCAGUUGAGGUUAUGAAUAGUAUCGAGAAACUUUUAAAGUGGUGAGCAAAGAGACAAUCUUGUGCUGUUUUGGUGUGUCUUACCUCUGAAGGAGGAGGUUUAGGUUCUAAAAAUAUAGCUCUUGAAGGCAAGUGGUUGUGAUAUCGUGUUAUCAAGAGCAAGUAUUUGUUACUUUAUAAUGGGUGAGAUCUCCUCGGGCUGAUCAUAUCUUCUCAUUUGUCAGAUUUAAAAUUGGGAUUGUCCUGAUUAUACGCUAUUGGGAAGGUGUUUGGAGUGCGGAGCAACUAUUUUGUGUAUGUUCUUGAUUAUAUAAUUUUGUGCACACUAUAUGUUGGCAGUGUUUGGAAUUUCACUUACAAGGGCAUCUUAAUUAGAGAGCAAUUGAUGAUCGCACUGUAAUUGUAUUGUAACCAAUUGAUCAUAAAAUUAAGCUGGAACGUUUGGAAUAAUAGUGUGAAGAUUAUGUGCUGCUGCAGCCUACCUUUGCUCUUCUUGAUGGUUGAAGUCUGACUUAUGCAGGAAUCCGGCUAAUAAUAGCUUUUGUUUGGUUGAUGUUGAGAACCAAUGAAGAACCUCAACUGUACAGAUUAUGUGACACACCAGCAUUUGCUAGUUGAUUGUAGCACUCAGAUGACUAUGAUGAGUUUUGAGAAAUGUAUGAAGGCAUGGUAUCGACAACAGUGGGUUGGUGAAACAAUACCUAUUGUUAUUCUUGGUGGUCCUAUCUAUUGAGUUUACCUUGAAAUGUGUAUGUGUAUUUUGGCCCAAGGAAUUGUACUGGGUUAUCUAGAGCUCUCCAUGUUCAAUGUCA
Messenger RNA from Chenopodium quinoa (quinoa), 2768 nucleotides. RefSeq names its product protein CDC73 homolog. The transcript has 4 exons. Gene Ontology annotation, biological process: positive regulation of transcription elongation by RNA polymerase II; transcription elongation by RNA polymerase II. Lineage: Eukaryota; Viridiplantae; Streptophyta; Magnoliopsida; Caryophyllales; Amaranthaceae. Gene Ontology annotation, molecular function: RNA polymerase II complex binding. The record is from RefSeq and is a predicted model, not a curated record. Gene Ontology annotation, cellular component: Cdc73/Paf1 complex. Bases 85 to 1302 code for a protein of 405 amino acids.